Molecule: messenger RNA, 1502 nt
Organism: Agelaius phoeniceus (red-winged blackbird)
Lineage: Eukaryota; Metazoa; Chordata; Aves; Passeriformes; Icteridae
Gene: SMOC2
Product: SPARC related modular calcium binding 2
Biological process (GO): extracellular matrix organization
Cellular component (GO): basement membrane
Molecular function (GO): calcium ion binding; extracellular matrix binding; protein binding
Source: RefSeq, a predicted model, not a curated record
AUGUGGGUGCCGCUGCUGCUGCUGCUGCCGGAGCUGCUCCCCGCCGUGCCGGCACAGAAGCUCUCCGCCCUCACGUUUUUAAGAGUGGACCAAGACAAAGACAGAGAAUGCAGCUUGGACUGUGCAGGUUCCCCUCAGAAAUCACUCUGUGCAUCUGAUGGAAGAACUUUUCUGUCCCGGUGUGAGUUUCAACGAGCAAAAUGCAAAGACCCUCAGCUGGAAAUAGCCUACCGAGGCAACUGCAAAGAUGUUUCCAGAUGUGUGGCUGAGAGGAAGUACACCCAAGAACAAGCACGCAAAGAAUUUCAGCAAGUUUUCAUCCCAGAAUGCAAUGAUGAUGGCACAUAUAGUCAGGUUCAGUGCCACAGCUACACUGGAUACUGCUGGUGUGUCACUCCCAAUGGCCGUCCCAUCAGUGGUACUGCUGUGGCCCACAAAACUCCCCGCUGCCCAGGUUCAGUGAGUGAGAAGCUGCCACAACGAGAAGGAGCAGGCAAAACAGUCUCCUUGCAAAUCUUUUCCAUUCUGAAUUCAGAUGAUGCCUCAGCUCCUGCGCUGGAGACUCAGCCUCAAGGUGAUGAAGAAGAUAUAGCUUCUCGUUAUCCUACCUUAUGGACUGAGCAAGUAAAGAGUAGACAGAACAAAACCAAUAAAAGCUCAGCAUCAUCAUGUGACCAAGAACUUCAGUCAGCCCUGGAGGAAGCAAAGCAGCCCCAGAAGGACAAUGUGUUCAUUCCAGAGUGUGCUCAGGGCGGCCUCUACAAACCAGUGCAGUGCCAUCCUUCCACGGGCUACUGCUGGUGUGUUCUGGUGGAUACAGGACGUCCCAUCCCCGGUACCUCAACCAGGUAUGAGCAACCUAAAUGUGAUAAUGGUGCCAGAGCUCACCCAACAAAAACAAAGGAUUUGUACAAAGGGCGCCAGCUUCAAGGUUGUCCUGGGGCCAAGAAGAAUGAGUUCCUAACGAGUGUUUUGGAUGCAUUGUCCACAGAUAUGGUGCACGCAGUCUCUGAUCCAUCAUUGUCUUCCAGCCGUGUUUCUGAGCCUGAUCCAAAUCAUACUCUGGAAGAGAGAGUCGUCCAUUGGUAUUUCAAACAGCUCGAUAAAAAUUCCAGUGGUGAUAUCGGCAAGAAGGAAAUCAAGCCAUUUAAGAGAUUCCUAAGAAAGAAAUCAAAGCCCAAAAAAUGUGUGAAGAAGUUUGUGGAAUACUGUGAUGUGAACAACGAUAAGUCCUUGUCGGUUCAAGAAUUAAUGGGCUGCUUGGGAGUAACAAAAGAAGAAGGUAAAGCAGAAACAAAGAAACGCCAUACGGUCCCUAGAACCAACACUGAGAGCACUUCAUCCAGCAGGCAGCAAGUUUCGAAGAAGCAAGGAUGAACACCUUACUAAUCCAAGGCUGAUCUCUUUGACAUGUGGGAGAUUUCCUCACCAAAAGGCAAUAAAAACAACUGUAGUAUUUGCACUUUGUACUUAAAAAUGUAAAUUCACUUUGUAGAAAUGAA